Molecule: messenger RNA, 1052 nt
Organism: Drosophila subobscura
Lineage: Eukaryota; Metazoa; Arthropoda; Insecta; Diptera; Drosophilidae
Product: protein obstructor-E
Exons: 2
Coding region: 145-885 (246 amino acids)
Cellular component (GO): extracellular region
Molecular function (GO): chitin binding
Source: RefSeq, a predicted model, not a curated record
CGUUUCUAGCGCUAAACAGUCGAAAUUGUCAGCUCGUUGAAAGAGCAUCGCAAAGCGCGUUCGCUCUAUACAUUUUUACACAUUCCGAGUGCUCCCUCACACACAGGGACAAGGAUAUAUCCUACACACACACAUUCGUUUAAUAUGGCUAAAAUAGUUAUCAGUGCUUUGUUGUGCCUGGCCAUGUUUGGCUCCAUGGUUGCAGCUGCCGCUGCUGGUGGUGCGUGUCGCGAGGCGAAUGGAACUGCUCCUGUUUCUGGCUCCUGCGAUGCCUAUAUCGAGUGCAAGAAUGGAGUGGCCGAGGAGAAGCUCUGCCCCGAUGGCCUCUUCUACAAUGAGAAAUCCACUGGCUAUCCCUGCGGCUAUCCCAUUGAUGUGGAGUGCUCUCAGGGACAGUCCCGUCUGCAGUCUGCUCAACCCACGGAGGAUUGUCCUCAUCAGUUUGGUUACUAUCGCAUGGGUGAUGCCAGCCACUGUGGACAGUUCAUGAAUUGUGCAUCGGGCAAGGGAUUUGUUUUCGAUUGUCCUGCGGGUCUGGCCUGGAAUCCGGCCACCUACAAAUGCGACUGGCCCGAUCAGGUUGAAGAAUGCGAUGCCGAGGCCUUCUUGGGCUUCAGCUGCCCGGCGCCAGCCUUCAAAUCGGAGCUGCUCGGCGAACAGGAGGCCGACUAUACCUUCCAUCCGUCACAGGACAACUGUCAAUUGUAUUUCAUCUGCAUUGAGGGACGUCCACGUCGUAUUGGCUGUGGCGAGGAUCAGGCCUUCAAUCAGGAGCUCAACCAGUGCGAUGACAUCGAAAAUGUCCCGAAUUGCAGCAGCGAAAUCAGGGAGAAGGGCGCCCAGAUCAAGGCGGCACGUGCCCAUGCCAGAAGCCAAAAGAACUAAAAGGAGAACUAAUCCCAUGCAACAAAUUGUAAAGCCAUGCAACAUGUGGCAUACGCGUUUGCUCGAGUUUUCUAGUCGAUAGUUAAAGAUCGUUUGACAGAUUUGAAUUGUAGCUUUUGUUUUUUUGCACAAAAAUAAAGUACGAAAAUUUGUUAAGAAAAAUGAAG